AAAUGGCGUGACUUGCUUGACCGGGAUAAUACUGGCGUUGUCACAUUGAAUGAGUUCUGCCAAACACUUGGACUGAGGCCAGCCUCCAUCCAUCCUCAGCGUCAAAUGCUGGUCAGACAAGUACCCCUAAACCGUUCCCAAAUUCGUGUAGUUAUGGCCACUAUGUCGAGAGCCAUGCAAGAGCAGAUUGGUGAAGAUGUCUGCUGGAUGACAAGGGAUUGCAAAACUAGUAAUGAACAACUUGCGGAUCGAAUAAAGAAGCAUUUGGACAAGCGAUUUGGGCGCACCUGGCAAGUUGUUAUCUGUCAAGGUUCAAGCUGGGCCAGUUUUACACACCUUCCUGAGACAGCUUUUUUCUUCCAGUUGGAUAAGAAUGUCUAUCUGAUAUGGAAGACGCCCGACUAG
Opisthorchis viverrini is the source of this 405-nucleotide messenger RNA. RefSeq lists its product as hypothetical. Gene Ontology annotation, biological process: microtubule-based process. Gene Ontology annotation, cellular component: dynein complex. The transcript has 2 exons. The annotation marks the transcript as partial. The record is from RefSeq and is a predicted model, not a curated record. Lineage: Eukaryota; Metazoa; Platyhelminthes; Trematoda; Opisthorchiida; Opisthorchiidae.